Messenger RNA from Menidia menidia (Atlantic silverside), 1557 nucleotides. The record is from the annotation of a GenBank genome assembly. NCBI's taxonomy places the organism in Eukaryota, Metazoa, Chordata, Actinopteri, Atheriniformes, Atherinopsidae.
AUGGCCAACAACUCUUUCCGCGGGUCCAAACACGGUCGCCAUGGCGACGCCAACCACGACCCGGAGUUCAGCUGCUCCCUCCAGGAGCUGCGGUCGCUCAUGGAGCUGCGGGGAACCGAGGCCAUCGCCCGGAUCCAGGAGAGUUACGGAGACGUGAACGGGCUCUGCGUCCGACUCAGAACCUCACCGGCACAAGGAGGAGGAGGAAACAUGGCCAACAACUCUUUCCGCGGGUCCAAACACGGUCGCCAUGGCGACGCCAACCACGACCCGGAGUUCAGCUGCUCCCUCCAGGAGCUGCGGUCGCUCAUGGAGCUGCGGGGAACCGAGGCCAUCGCCCGGAUCCAGGAGAGUUACGGAGACGUGAACGGGCUCUGCGUCCGACUCAGAACCUCACCGGCACAAGGCGACCUCCUCCCUGCUGACGGGGUCCUGAUUCAGGGAAACGAUCUGAAGAUAGACGAGAGUUCUCUGACCGGGGAGUCCGACCACGUGAAGAAAACCCUCGAUAAGGACCCCAUGCUGCUGUCAGGGACCCACGUGAUGGAGGGCUCUGGGAAGAUGCUGGUGACGGCCGUGGGGGUGAAUUCCCAAACGGGAAUCAUCUUCACGCUGCUGGGAGCCGGGGAGGACGGGGAGAGUGAUGGGGAGGAGAAGAAAGAGAAGAAGGGAGAGGAGAAGAAAAACAAAAAGGACAAAAAGAGUAAAAAAGAAGACAAAGGAAAGAAAGGCGACCUCCUCCCUGCUGACGGGGUCCUGAUUCAGGGAAACGAUCUGAAGAUAGACGAGAGUUCUCUGACCGGGGAGUCCGACCAUGUUAAGAAAACCCUCGAUAAAGACCCCAUGCUGCUGUCAGGGACCCACGUGAUGGAGGGCUCUGGGAAGAUGCUGGUGACGGCCGUGGGGGUGAAUUCCCAAACGGGAAUCAUCUUCACGCUGCUGGGAGCCGGGGAGGACGGGGAGAGUGAUGGGGAGGAGAAGAAAGAGAAGAAGGGAGAGGAGAAGAAAAACAAAAAGGACAAAAAGAGGAAAAACAAGGAUGGACCCACUGUGGAAAUGCAGCCUCUCAACGAGGACGAAGAGAAAAAGAAAAAGAAACCUCCAAAGAAAGAGAAAUCUGUUCUCCAGGGAAAGCUAACCAAGCUAGCCGUGCAGAUCGGAAAAGCAGGGAAAAACAAGGAUGGACCCACGGUGGAAAUGCAGCCUCUCAACGAGGACGAGGAGAAAAAGAAAAAGAAACCUCCAAAGAAAGAGAAAUCUGUUCUCCAGGGAAAGCUAACCAAGCUAGCCGUGCAGAUCGGAAAAGCAGGUCUGUUCAUGUCAACUCUCACCGUCAUCAUUCUCAUCGUUCGUUUCCUGAUCGAUACUUUCUGGAUUCAGGGGGUUCACUGGAGCGCCGAGUGCGUGCCCAUCUACAUUCAGUUCAUGGUCAAGUUUUUCAUCAUCGGGGUCACCGUGCUGGUGGUGGCUGUUCCUGAGGGCCUUCCUUUGGCCGUCACCAUCUCCUUAGCCUACUCUGUCAAGAGCAUUUCAUCCCCAUCCUCAACCACAUGUUGA